Molecule: messenger RNA, 948 nt
Organism: Aspergillus pseudotamarii
Lineage: Eukaryota; Fungi; Ascomycota; Eurotiomycetes; Eurotiales; Aspergillaceae
Product: aquaporin-like protein
Exons: 4
Coding region: 1-948 (315 amino acids)
Biological process (GO): transmembrane transport
Cellular component (GO): membrane
Molecular function (GO): channel activity
Source: RefSeq, a predicted model, not a curated record
AUGAAGCCGUAUCUCCCUGAAUACGAGGGGCAUGAGCCGCAAAGUGGUUUGACCCCUGCGAUUGCUCCAUUCGCCGGACGACUAGGGGGGAACCAGGAUUUUGUAGUAGAUCGCAGUGAUCCGCGCAAUGAUAAGGUCCUGGAGAAGGUGCCUGACGCGGCACCAUGGAUGACGCUGAGCGAAAUCUUUGACCUCCGCGGGUUUUUAAGUUUGGAUCUGUGGAAGUUUGCUUGUCUGGAAUGCAUCGCCAGCAUGAUGAAUGUCUUUAUCUCCGCAUGGGUCACUCUGCAUCCUCCCGCCGCCGUUGAAGCCCCGAAGACCGAAGUUGGGAUUUACCAUACGCUGACCUUCUUUUCGCCCUUGUUCGGGGGCAUCACGAAUCUCCUGCUGACGCCAUUGCUCAUUUAUACUUUUGCGCCAUCCAGUGGCGGCCACAUCAGUCCCACCAUCACUCUAGCCACGUUGUUCGCGCGGAUUAUCUCGUUCCCUCGGGCCAUCUUAUAUCUGGCCGGCCAGACCCUUGGGGGCGCGCUAGCGGGAUUCGCCAUUCAUACGGCCUACGGAUCCCGGGAAUUCACCGUCGGAGGUUGCCAUGUGGACACCUCCUUGGUGCCGGUCAACGCCGCCCUCAUUAUCGAAUUCUUUGCUUGCUUAGUGUUGAUCUUUCUCGCGUUUGGCGUAGCGCUGGAUCCUCGCCAGGCGAAGAUCUUUGGGCAUGCCGCGGGGCCAUGGUUAGUUGGUGUCGUUCUGGGAGUGGUCUGUUGGGCAACGGCCUUCACGCGCCCGGGUUAUAUUGGAGCUAGUCUCAACCCAGCACGUUGUUUUGGCGUUUAUGUCGCAUCGGAGUUCCCCGGUUAUCAUUGGGUUCAUUGGGUGGCUCCUCUCGCUGCGGCCGUAGCCCAUGGUCUUGUGUAUCUUAUUGAUCCUCUCUGGAGUGAUCCCCGUUAA